Mollisia scopiformis is the source of this 867-nucleotide messenger RNA. RefSeq lists its product as uncharacterized. The transcript has 3 exons. Lineage: Eukaryota; Fungi; Ascomycota; Leotiomycetes; Helotiales; Mollisiaceae. Bases 1 to 867 code for a protein of 288 amino acids. Gene Ontology annotation, molecular function: fatty acyl-CoA hydrolase activity. The record is from RefSeq and is a predicted model, not a curated record.
AUGAAAGUCCGACUUCCUCGCCUAGGUCGGAGACCUUGCUUUUCUCUCAGAGCUUUCCACCAUCCCGAAGUACUCUCGGAAUGCCGGCCCUUCUCUCCCCGCCAAUAUUCCACGAACAAACCCACACCUUCGAAUAACAACGCAAGAUGGCUUUCGGAGAUCAAGGCAAGGAUAGGGAAGUGCAUAAUGUUUGGGAUGGAUAAGGAGCAGACGGGGCAAGCUGCUGCCGUGUGCAAGAUUCUGGGUGAGGAUUGGAGGAACUUGGUUGCGGGGCGGGAAGGGUUCUUGGUGGACAGGAAGAGGGCCGGAUUGCUUAGGCAGGAGGUUGUUUGGGGAGAGAUGGACUCAAUGGGUCAUGUCAACAACGUUACCUAUGUUCGAUAUGCUGAAAGUGCAAGGAUUGGCUGGGCAUACAAUUACGCUUUACAUAUUGACCCAGAGAAUAAAGAUCGUUGGACCGAGCUUUGGACACCUCGGGGUGAUGGUUUAAUUUUGAGGUCUAUCAGGACGGCUUACAAAUUUCCAAUGACAUGGCCAGACUCCAUCUCCGUCUUUCACAAGCUCGCUCAACGUCCUUCACCUUCCGAUUCCCAUUUUAUACUCGAUGUUAUGAUUGUUUCGGAAUUACAUCAACGUCCAGCAGCAAGAUGUGUUGAGGAUAUCGUUGUAUAUGAUUAUAAAGCCGGGAAGAAAGUAGAGAUACGGCCAUUCAUGAUGAAAGCGUUCGAGCAUGCUUGGGAAGAACAGGAAGAUACAAAGCGGAAAGUGGAGCAGAGAAUACGUGAUAUUGAGGAAAAGGUUGCGGAUUUGGAGGCAGGGACUUGGAAUAAAGUCGGGGCUGUUGAGGAUAUGGGAAGUGGGACAUAG